AUGAAUUUAGAACAAAAUCCUAAUUCUAAUAGUCAAGAAUUAGACUCUAAAAAACAGCAAUUAAAGGCUUUAGAAACUAAAUCUAAAGAACUAAUUAAACCUUUACCCUUAGAUACUCAAAUUACUAUCUUACAGAAAGAAAUCAAAGUUUUAGAAAAUAAAAGUAAUAAGAACCAUUUAGAAAAGACAUUAUUAGCCGAUAAAAAGAAAGAAUUAGCGGAAUUAUUGAGUAAGCAGAAUAAUUCUCAUGUUAAUAAUGCUAAACCUAACAUUGGUGAAGAAAAACUAGAAGGUUCGCCAAAUUUAAAGGAAUUUAUUAAUCUUACUGAAAUUUCAUGUCAAAAAAAUCAACUAUCUAAUUUAGAUUUUUUGCUCACUUUAUCUAAUCCUGAAAAAUUAAUAUACUUAGAUGUGAGUUGUAAUAACUUUCCUCCUUGCGAUUUGAUUAUCUUCUCUCGCUUUAAAAAUCUAAAAACUUUGGUUAUAGAUAAUUCUCCUUUUUAUGGUUCCUUAAAACCUUUGGAAAAUUUACAUAAAUUAGAAUUUUUGUAUAUUAAUGAUACAGACAUUACGGAAGGACUAAAAUAUUUACCAGAUAGAUUGAUUAGAUCUCUUGAAGAAGAAAACAUUAAAAUUGAAUCUUUAGAGGAUGAAAUUUUCCACUUAACUAACUUAAUUAAACAACAAAAAAAGAAAAUAGUUCAAGCUUAUUUGCGCUUUAAUCCAGAAAAAGAAUUAUUAAGAAAAUUAAUCGAAGCUCAUUUACAAAUAACCAAAUGGCGAAAAAAAGAAGCUCCCCUCACUGAGUAUGAAACUGAACUUACCGAAUAUAAAAAAAUUCGUAGUGACCUCAAAAGUAAACUAAAUGAAGACAAACUUAAAGAAAAAUCUCUACUACUAGAAGAAAAAAAUAAAUUACCACAAAUAACUAAUAAUGAACAAGGAAAUUAUUUAACUAAUAAUAUGGAAACAGAGGUCGAUAAACAAAUUUCCUUCUAUCAACCGAGAGAGAAAAACAUAAAUAGAGUUGAUGGUUUAAAAGAAAUAGUUUACAAAAAAACUAAUCAGGUGCAAGAGGAAAAAGAAUUUGAAAGACUUUUUGGGGAAGUGCGUUCGAAAAUAAAAAAGAUAGAAAAACUACGAUUAAAAAAAAAUAGGGAAAAAUUGUCUUCAAAAAAAGAAAUCGAGAAAAAUGAUGUUCUCCAAUAUCUUCUUAAUCAAAAAAAGUCCAAAAAAGACCAAAGGAACCAAAUAUUCACUAUUAUUUAUCAACAACUAACUAAUCAAGAUUUUGAAUUUUGGUUAAAAGAAUUUACAGAAUUAAAAAAGGUAUUAAAUAGUUUAAAAAAUAAAGAAACUAAUUCAGGAGUAGAAGAGUGA
This is a messenger RNA of Funneliformis geosporum, 1380 nucleotides long. NCBI's taxonomy places the organism in Eukaryota, Fungi, Glomeromycota, Glomeromycetes, Glomerales, Glomeraceae. The record is from the annotation of a GenBank genome assembly.